CCAACAGUACAUCCUCCUUCGUUCAACAAACAACAAAACCGAGAACAAACCCUCGCAGCCAAUACAAUCCCGCCACGUCGCCCCCACCUAAAUUUCAACUCUCUAUAAAACCCCCCCUCUCUCCUCUCUUAUCUUCCCCUCUCCUCCUCCUCCUCCUCCUCCAUUUCCUAGGGUUUCAUCUCACCACAAAUGGCACACACAGCUUCCCAAACCCACGGCCUGAGACCCACCGGCCCAAUCCACCGCCCCUCCAAAACCAUCUUCUUCGGCCGAGGCCUCAACUCCCACUCCCUCACUUUCCUAAACCCCAGGCCCUCUUUCCCCAAAUUGGAAACCCCGCGCUACAGAAACCGAAAGCCGUUCACGGUUUUUGCGGAGAAGGUGGUUGGGAUUGACCUAGGCACAACGAACUCUGCGGUGGGGGCCAUGGAGGGGGGCAAGCCGGUAAUUGUGACGAAUGUGGAGGGGCAGAGGACGACGCCGUCUGUGGUGGCGUAUACGAAGAAUGGGGAUAGACUGGUGGGCCAGAUUGCCAAGAGGCAGGCGGUGGUGAACCCCGAAAACACGUUUUUUUCGGUGAAGAGGUUUAUUGGGAGGAAGAUGUCUGAGGUCAAUGCCGAGUCCAAGCAAGUUAGUUAUAAUGUGGUUAGGGAUGAGAAUGGGAAUGUUAAGCUCGAUUGUCCCGCUAUUGGGAAGCAGUUUGCUGCUGAGGAGAUUUCUGCUCAGGUUUUAAGAAAGCUUGUGGAUGAUGCGUCUAAGUUCUUAAAUGAUAAGGUCACUAAAGCUGUUGUCACAGUUCCUGCUUACUUUAAUGAUUCCCAAAGGACAGCAACGAAGGAUGCUGGUCGCAUUGCUGGCCUUGAAGUUCUUCGAAUUAUCAAUGAACCUACUGCAGCCUCUUUAGCAUAUGGUUUUGAGAGGAAGAACAACGAGACUAUUCUUGUUUUUGACCUCGGAGGAGGCACCUUUGAUGUCUCAGUCCUUGAAGUUGGUGAUGGAGUGUUUGAAGUGCUUUCUACAUCUGGAGAUACACAGUUAGGUGGGGAUGACUUUGAUAAGAGAGUUGUAGAUUGGCUGGCUUCAUCCUUUAAGAAUGAUGAGGGCAUUGAUCUCUUGAAGGACAAACAAGCCCUUCAGCGUCUGACUGAGACAGCAGAGAAAGCAAAGAUGGAGCUUUCAUCUCUGACUCAGGCCAAUAUUAGUUUGCCCUUUAUCACAGCCACAGCAGACGGUCCUAAACACAUAGAGACUACCCUUACACGGGCGAAAUUUGAAGAAUUAUGCUCAGAUCUACUUGACAGGCUUAAAACACCUGUUCAAAAUUCUCUGAGAGAUGCAAAGCUCUCUUUUAGUGAUAUUGAUGAAGUGAUUCUUGUUGGGGGGUCAACUCGUAUUCCAGCUGUUCAGGGAGUUGUAAAAUCUUUGACAGGAAAGGAACCUAAUGUCACUGUCAAUCCCGAUGAAGUUGUUGCACUUGGAGCUGCUGUUCAGGCUGGUGUUUUGGCUGGAGAUGUUAGUGAUAUUGUUCUUUUGGAUGUAACGCCUCUAUCCAUUGGGUUAGAAACUCUUGGCGGUGUUAUGACAAAGAUUAUUCCCCGGAACACAACUUUACCCACUUCAAAAUCUGAGGUAUUUUCAACGGCUGCUGAAGGACAGACGAGCGUGGAGAUUAAUGUUCUUCAAGGCGAGAGGGAGUUUGUUAGGGACAACAAGUCUCUUGGCAGCUUCCGGCUAGAUGGAAUCCCUCCUGCUCCACGUGGGGUUCCUCAGAUCGAAGUAAAGUUUGAUAUUGAUGCAAAUGGUAUCCUUUCUGUCACUGCUCUUGACAAGGGUUCUGGCAAGAAGCAAGAUAUUACUAUAACUGGUGCUAGCACCUUGCCUACUGAUGAGGUAGAGAGAAUGGUUUCAGAAGCGGAGCGGUUUUCAAAGGAAGACAAGGAAAAGAGAGAUGCUAUCGAUACAAAGAAUCAGGCUGAUUCUGUAGUUUACCAGACCGAGAAGCAGUUGAAGGAACUGGGAGACAAGGUUCCUGCACCUGUGAAGGAGAAGGUUGAGGCAAAACUUGGGGAGCUAAAAGAAGCCAUAGCUGGAGGUUCAACCCAACCAAUAAAGGAUGCCAUGACUGCACUGAAUCAGGAAGUCAUGCAACUUGGCCAGUCACUAUACAACCAGCCAGGUGCAGCACCUGGUGCUGGUCCAACACCUAAUGGCGCAGAUGGUUCAUCAGAAUCGACAGGAAACAAUGGUCCUGAAGGAGAUGUUAUCGAUGCAGAUUUUACAGAUAGCAAGUAAGAGACAACAACAUAAGAUAGAUUUAUUAAACAUUAUUUUUUGGAUUCGGUAAAAUAUGAUUGGCUUGAUUAUUUGUUUGCUGGUCCUUCAGUGUGAAACAAAUUUAUAGUUACUAUAGGUCCAAAGGAUCCUGACCCGGUGUCCAAAUGGAUGGUGUAACAUCUUCGAUCAGUGAACACCUGCUUCUGUUAUAUGUAUUUCCUCUCAUGAAAUAGCAAAGUGCCAUUGGUUA
Molecule: messenger RNA, 2524 nt
Organism: Daucus carota subsp. sativus
Lineage: Eukaryota; Viridiplantae; Streptophyta; Magnoliopsida; Apiales; Apiaceae
Product: stromal 70 kDa heat shock-related protein, chloroplastic
Exons: 8
Coding region: 190-2292 (700 amino acids)
Biological process (GO): protein folding
Cellular component (GO): chloroplast
Molecular function (GO): ATP binding; ATP-dependent protein folding chaperone
Source: RefSeq, a predicted model, not a curated record